CCCAAUCGACGACGAAAUCAUUCCAUCCAGCCGUCGAAGCUGUUUUCUCGGGGGGUUUGAAACAGUGUUUUUGUGUAAAUCUCUAGUGCCAACAAGUACACAAAACGAAGAUAAGCCGAACGUCGAGCUGACUGCGAAGCUGCUCUAAAGGAUCUGCCGAGCCCGCAUUAUCUGUGAUAUACAGCUCAGCCUCUCGUCCGUCCUAUAAGGGCUGGGCCACUCGGGGCUAGAGGCGAGUCCGCAGCAGCUUCAAGCGGUGAUCUCACCUGCCCUCUGCCACAGAGGCACUAAACACUGCUACCUGCUUUAUUGACUGCAUCACUACGAACCAUUGUUACUUAGUCUAUAAUUGAAACAAUAUGCAAUCUGUGAAAAUAAGUAUAAUUCUAGGUGGAUAUUGUAGAAAAUUAUUCUAUUAAGGGUAUUUAUGAUAAUUGUCUGAUGUCUAAUGUUUCUGUAAUAUUAUGUGUUCCACAUCUAAUUAAGGAUAAUUGUUACUCCAAUAUUUAUACUGUUACCGAACCAAUGCAAUGUAAAAUCUCCACCUCAAUGCUGGUGGCGAACACAAAUAAAUUUGGUGCUUUGAAGCGAGUCGAAGAAAAGAAUGAGAGUCAGCGAGUUAGUGUAAAAAUGGUAGAUAAUAAUAUUUAUAAUGUAGAGUUUGUUGAUAGUAUCCAACAAAACCAAAUGAUUGGCGAUACGCCUAACUACUGCAUUCCUUUAACGAUUAACGCCAUAACAGUCCAGGGUAUCUCAUACAGUGACCCGUAUUUCAGUAGCUUUAACUUAAAGUAUAAGAUGGCGUUUGGAGCGCCCAAGUAUAUGAACAAGUCUGAUUACGCUUUUAAAUCUUCAGUUUAUAUUAUACGAGAUGAGCCUUGCAUGGAUAACACGCAACUACUAAACGAAAAGUCUGCUCAUAUGAUAUGCAAAACGAAAACUCGAAUGAUAAAUAAUGACGAGAAGUCGAUAAGAAUAAACCAUGACAAUAAUGUAAUGGAGGUCAAUGUAACAUCAAACUCUCAGUCCGCCUUGAAGACUUUUGCUAACGGUGAUCUCACAUUGGACGCGAUGUUGGAGUUGAUGAGGAACGAGGAUGUUACCAAAGUCAAGAUGGGCGAGACAGACAGCUGGGGCGUACCGCGGAGGAUGCGCCUCUGCGGCGGCGGCGAGAGCUCGCUCAACGCCGCCUCCGGCUGGGGCAGCCCGCCCGCUUCCAACAAUAACGCAGGCAACUGGGGUGCUAACUCCAGCAGCAGCCAAGCCAACAAUCCUUCAAGCAACCAGCAAUGGAACGCCGCGCAGCGCCCGCCCACCUCACAGGCCGACAUGAAUAGCAACAAGGGCAACGCCCAGAUGCCACCGACCAGCGCUGCCUCCCAGAGUUGGCAGAGCAGUCCCCACAUGCCAAAUGCACAGCCAAACAAUAAUGGUGCGCCUCCGAGCAAUGGCACGAACCCCAACAACGGUAAUAAUGGCGGCAACUCCCCUAACUCGGCCGCUCCCAACAUGCCGCCCGCCGCCAACGGCAACGGGACAUCGAAUACCACGUCUUCCGCUAAGAUAGAACAACUCAACUCCAUGAGGGAGGCGCUGUUCAGCCAGGAUGGCUGGGGCGGUCAACACGUAAAUCAAGAUACGAAUUGGGACGUGCCAGGAUCACCAGAGCCAGGAUCGAAGGUGGAACCCACCGCCGGUGGCCCUCCAGCUUGGAAACCGAACGUGAACAACGGCGCCUUCCUCGGCACAGACCUCUGGGAGGCCAACCUGAGGAACGGCGGCCAACCGCCGCCGCAGCCCGCCGCCAAGACGCCGUGGGGCCACACCCCCACCACCAACAUCGGGGGCACCUGGGGCGAGGACGACGACGCCGCCGAGUCCGCCAACGUGUGGACCGGGCCGCCGCCGCCGCAGCAGCAGUGGCCCGCCGGCCCGCCGCAGCACGCGCAGCAGUGGGCCGUGCCCAAGAAGGACGACUGGAACGCCUGGGGCGAGCCGCACCGUCCGGCCGACCCGCGGCUCGAGCAUCGCGCGCCCGACCCGCGCCAGCCGCCCGCCGACCCGCGCCAGCACGACCUGCGCGGCGGCAUCUCCGGCCGCCUCAACGGCGAGAUGUGGAGCCAGCACCACCAGCACGGGCCCGCCAACAAGGUCAUGCCCUCCGCCGUCAACCAGUGGGGCGCGCAGGGGCCCAAGGAGUCGAUGAAGGGGUCCGGCUGGGAGGAGCCGUCGCCGCCGGCCGCGCGGCGCGCGCCCGCCGGGUUCGACGACGGCACGUCGCUGUGGGCGCAGCGCGGCGGCAUGGGCAUGGCCGGCCGCGGCGCGCCGCAGGGCCCGCAGCCGCCGCAGCGCGUGCCGCCCGCGCCCGCCAAGCCCGACGGCGUGUGGGGCGCGCACGCGCAGCGCAACGGCAGCUGGGAGGACCCGCACACGCCCGCCUGGCCCGACCGCGACGUGCCCGCGUGGCCCGACGCCUCCAACCCGGGCCUGUGGCCCGUGCCCAAGCCCAAGCAGAACCCGCCCGGCGGCUGGCCCGAGGACAUCGGCGAGUGGCCCGGCCCCAAGCCCCCGCAGAGCGGCGGCCCGCUCGGCCGACAGAUCCCGAAGGAGACGCUGUGGAACAGCAAGCAGUUCCGGUUCCUCGUCGAGAUGGGCUACAAGAAGGAGGACGCGGAGGCGGCGCUGCGCCGCAGCGACAUGAACGCCGAGGAGGCGCUGGAGAUGCUGGCGGCGCCCAGGGACGGCUGGCGGCGCGACGAGCACUUCGGCGGCCACCACGGCGGGCCCUUCCAGCCGCCGCCCGCCGUGCCGCCCGUCACGCCGGCGCUCGUCACCAAGAUGCUGCAGCCGCCGCCCCAGGCUCUGCACCACCACCAGUCCUACAAUCCUAAUAGUGGUACCGGCAACAGCGGGCAGCCGAGCACGGCGCAGCUGCGCAUGCUGGUGCAGCAGAUCCAGAUGGCGGUGUCGGCCGGCUACCUCAACCACCAGAUCCUCAACCAGCCGCUCGCGCCGCAAACCCUCGUGCUGCUCAACCAGCUGCUUCAGCAAAUCAAAGUAUUGCAGCAACUGGUGCAACAGCACACGCUCGCCAUAUCGAAGGCUAACUCGUCUCUCGCACUGCAGUACUCUGUGCAAAUCACCAAGGCCAAACAGCAGAUCACUGCUUUGCAAAACCAGAUCGCGACGCAGCAGGCGUUGUACAUGAAGCAGCAGGCGGGCGGCGACCUGUUCAAGCAGGGCCCGGACCCCAUGUCUCAGCUGCAGAACAACUUCGGCAACAUGGACAUUGCCAAGGACUCGCAGGCCGCGUACGGCGCGGGCCAGCAGUCGCGCCUGAACCAGUGGAAGCUGCCGUCGCUGGACAAGGACGGCGAGGGCACGGACUUCCCGCGCGCGCCCGGCGCCGCCAAGUCCACCACCAGCCCGCAGCUCAACCAGCUCGGCCUGCAGCCCGACCCAACAUGGACGGUGGGCCGCGGCGAAGGCUGGGGCGAGGCGGACGUGGCGGACGGCAAGGACGCGUGGCCGCAGCACCCGCAGCACCAGGCCUUCGACAUGGUGCCCGAGUUCGAGCCCGGCAAGCCCUGGAAGGGCAAUCAGAUGAAAACCGCGGAGGACGACCCGUCGAUGACGCCCGGGUCCGUGGUGCGGUCGCCGCUGUCCCUGGCGGCCAUCAAGGAGUCGGACAUGCUGGGCGGCAAGACGUCGCCGCCGGGCGGCGAGCGCUCGCUGUCGUCGUCCACGUGGAGCUACGCGCCGCCCGCCGCCGGCAAGGACGCGUGGGCCAAGCCGCGCGCGCCGCCGCCCGGCCUCAAGGCCUGGCCGCAGCACGCCGCGCACCCGCAGCCGCCGCCGUCCACCCGCAACAACCUGCCCUCCUGGCAGGCCUCCACCUGGCUGCUGCUCAAGAAUCUUACCGCGCAGAUCGACGGCUCGACGCUGAAGACCCUGUGCGUGCAGCAUGGGCCGCUGCAGAACUUCCACCUGUACUUGAACCAGGGACUCGCGCUCGCGCGCUACUCGUCUCGCGAAGAGGCAGCUAAAGCUCAGAUGGCGCUGAACAAUUGCGUGCUGAGCAACACGACGAUCUUCGCGGAGUCGCCGGCCGAGUCGGAGGUGCAGAUGAUCCUGCAGCACCUGGGCUCGGGCGGCGGCGGCGCGUGGCGCGGCGGCGGCGGCGGCGGCAAGGACUGGGCCGGCUUCCCGGGGCUGUGGCCCGACCAGCACGAGCAGCGCGCCACGCCCUCCUCGCUCAACUCCUUCCUGCCGCCCGACCUGCUGGGCGGCGAGUCCAUCUAGGCCCCCGUCUAGUUGUUGUAAUUACGCUUCGAGUCCCGCUCCGCCUGCGGAGAGGACGAUCGCCUAGUCAGAGCGCGGGCCGCGUCGCGCCGCGUCUCGGUCGCGCCGCGACGCGCCCGCCCCAGCCAACUGUCCACAAUACUAUUAUCUACUGUGUUGUAAGUGUUCAUGUAGAUUAUUUAGUGUACAUAAGAAUUAUACAUAUACAACGGCAGACAUAUAAUGUAUCGACGGUUAUACCUGUAUGAAGUAUAUAUAGGAUAGGGUCGCGGGGGCUCGGUCCCCUUACCAAAUAGAGCUAGGCAUGGAGUAGAGUAGUUGCGUCGCGGGCUACCUCAGUCACUCGUCCCGUGGCCUUAUUUUAGUGUAUUUAUUUUGUUGCGCUCGAGGGCUGUUGCUGUUUCGCCCGUCGAGAUGUUUCGUUCCGAGUUUCUUUCGUGUUUUUACUUCUCGUUUUACAUACUGAUCGUAUUUUAAUUAUUUAUUCGGUUUCGAAUUCUCACUCGCGAUGAGCCUUUGUUUUCCAUUAGUGAUAUUUUUAUUCAGCAAUAAAUGAGUAAGUGCAUUUCGCAGACUAACAAACGUUUUAUAAUUAGUUGGUAAUUUUUAUAAAGAUAACAAAAUUUGAAAAUAAUGAGAUUCGAAGUGCAUUCUUGUAGUGGUAAAUUCCUUU
Messenger RNA from Leguminivora glycinivorella, 4975 nucleotides. It is a transcript of the gene gw, whose product is annotated as protein Gawky. The record is from RefSeq and is a predicted model, not a curated record. Gene Ontology annotation, molecular function: protein binding; nucleic acid binding. Gene Ontology annotation, cellular component: nucleoplasm; P-body. NCBI's taxonomy places the organism in Eukaryota, Metazoa, Arthropoda, Insecta, Lepidoptera, Tortricidae. Gene Ontology annotation, biological process: positive regulation of nuclear-transcribed mRNA poly(A) tail shortening; miRNA-mediated gene silencing by inhibition of translation.